AUGGCCGACGAAGACCUCAACCUCUACGACGAGAUCGAAAUCGAAGACUGCUUCUACGACGCCACCCUGCAAAUCUACCACCACCCAUGUCCGUGCGGCGACCGCUUCGAAAUCAGCAUCUACGACAUGCGCGACGGCGAGGACAUUGCGCGCUGCCCGAGCUGCUCGCUGAUGAUCAGGAUUAUCUUCGACCAGUCUGACCUGCCCAAGGAAAAGGACGAGGCGCCAGGCGAGGCGGCGACUGUCGCUGCGUAG
Messenger RNA from Ascochyta rabiei, 255 nucleotides. Its product is annotated as Diphthamide biosynthesis protein 3. Lineage: Eukaryota; Fungi; Ascomycota; Dothideomycetes; Pleosporales; Didymellaceae. The transcript is spliced from 2 exons. Gene Ontology annotation, molecular function: metal ion binding. Gene Ontology annotation, biological process: protein histidyl modification to diphthamide. The record is from RefSeq and is a predicted model, not a curated record. Bases 1 to 255 code for a protein of 84 amino acids.